Alternaria ethzedia is the source of this 825-nucleotide messenger RNA. RefSeq lists its product as uncharacterized. Lineage: Eukaryota; Fungi; Ascomycota; Dothideomycetes; Pleosporales; Pleosporaceae. Bases 1 to 825 code for a protein of 274 amino acids. The record is from RefSeq and is a predicted model, not a curated record. The transcript has a single exon.
AUGGCCCGUAAGACCAAGGCGAUUGACCACAUGGUCAAUCGCAUGAGCAAAGUGCGGCUGGUGGAUGAGCGCGCUGCCCCGCCGCCCGAUGUUCAAGACGAUGCGCAGGAAGAUGACAAGAAAGCUGUGAAGCGCCAGCCCUUCCGCUUCUUCGAUCUGCCAUCCGAGCUGCGACUGCGCAUCUACGAAGAGCUUCUGGUCUUCCCUAAGACCAUCGACCUCGACCCUACGAAUUACCGCACCGUCGCCCCCGCCCUCCGCCUCUUCCUCGUCGACCAUCGCAUGCACGACGAAGCGUCGCGAGUCUUCUACGGUCGCAACACCUUCCGCGUGUUCCCCAUCCACGGCCGCUACAUAAACCGCAAACACCCGCUUCUUGCAUGGUUCCCUCGCAAAUACCGCGCGCUCCUUACGCGCCUAGAGCUGCGACUGGGGCCGGGCUUCACGAAACCGCCGAAAUGCUGGGUCGUGGAUAGCCGGCUCGGUCUGGCGGCGGUGAAGAAGGUGUACAAACUGAAAAUCUUUGUAGAGAUCGACCCGGCGUCGAACGAGGUCUUUGAGGGCUGGCGCGUGGGGAACAACUUCUAUACCGAGUACUGCGUCGGGCUGCUGAGAGGCUUGCUCGCGCAGGUGCCGUCGAUUGAUGACGUCGAGUUUGACGCAUAUCCAAGCGUGUCCAAGGACAGCCCGCUGCUGAAGGGCCUGGUAGAAGAGACCAAGCUCAAUCAGAAGCGCGUUGCCUGGGGCCCUGAGAGGGGCUGGGACAAGAUUGUGGAGGUUGACUUGGCCAGCGUGUUGCAGAAGAUGGGGCUUGGAGCUCAAUGA